GUUGCGAUAGUCGUUGCAAGGAUCCGGCAAUUGGGACUCGAGGUGGCGCUCCACAAGUCCGAGGCCAUGUGCUUUCAUGGCCGCGGGAACGCGCCACCUCCAGGUGGGUCCCAAAUAACGGCAGGAGGGGUUACCAUCGGCGUCGAGACGACAAUGAAGUACCUGGGACUCGUCCUCGACAGUCGAUGGAACUUCGUGGAACACUUCCGACGUUUGGCUCCUAAGUUGGAACGGACGGGGGCUGCGCUUAAGCGGCUCCUGCCCAACCUCGGAGGGCCAAAUGCCUCCUGCCGGAGGUUGUAUGCGGGGAUCGUGCGGUCCAUGGCCCUCUACGGCGCCCCAGUGUGGGCGCCGAACUUGAUGCGGCGGCCAACUCGGACGCUGCUCACGUCCCAGAGGGUCAUGGCCAUCCGGGUGAUCCGUGGAUAUCGCACGAUCUCCGGGGAGGCGGCGAACCUCCUUGCCGGAUUACCGCCGUGGGAUUUGGAGGCGAAAGUGCUCGCGCGCGUCUAUAGUCUGCGCGCCGACGCGCGUCGCCGGGGCGAAACUCCGCUGCCGCGCCAGAUUAGUGCGUGGCGGGACGAGCUCCGGCGCGAUCUCAUGGCGGAUUGGCAGCAACGACUGUCGCAACCGAGGGCUGGGCUCGCUGUCAUUGCAGCGGUAAGUCCCCUCUUUGAGGAGUGGCUAGAGAGGCGCCAUGGCGUCCUCACCUACCGCCUAACGCAGGUGCUUACCGGACAUGGGAGUUUCGGUAGGUUCCUGUUUUUGAUUGGGCGGGAGGAAACGCCCGGGUUUCAUCACUGCGAAGACCGCCCGGAGGACACGGUGGAACACACGGUUGCGGUCUGCCCUGCGUGGGCUGAACACCGCCGUGCCCUCAGGGAAGUGAUCGGCGACGGCGACCUCUCGCGUCCGGCUUUGGUUCAGGCCAUGGUGCGGAGCGAGGGGGACUGGGAUGCCGUCUCCUCCUUCUGCGAAGCAGUUAUGCUAGUUAAGGAGGAGGCGGGACGCGUGAGGGAACGAACUUCCUCACGCCCCAGCCGACGCGAAAGACAC
Messenger RNA from Spodoptera frugiperda (fall armyworm), 1056 nucleotides. RefSeq lists its product as uncharacterized. The transcript has a single exon. Lineage: Eukaryota; Metazoa; Arthropoda; Insecta; Lepidoptera; Noctuidae. The annotation marks the transcript as partial. The record is from RefSeq and is a predicted model, not a curated record.